AUGACAGAGCCCAAAAAAGAAGCUAUUGAGGCAAUGUCAGAAUGUGGUCUAAGACCAAUGGAGUCUUAUAGAUAUAUGUCAACAGAAACUGGUGGAGACGACUGUGUAGGUCAUACGAUGAUUGAUCAUCUAAACUACUGCUACAAGUUAAAAAUGAAGCAAAUUGAUGGAAAGGAUUCACAAACACUAGUGAACAAACUGUAUGACUUACAAUCAAUAGAUCCUGAUCGAGUGUUUGAAACUUUUCUGAAGGCUAUGGGAGGAAAGCACCCUAUAUCAAUUUUCACUGAUCAAGAUGCAGCUAUUGCUGCUGGAAUAGAACAGGUUUUUCCUUCUUCAAGACACGGGUUAUGCUUGUGGCACUUGAGUAAAAAUGCAAAUAGUAGGUUUGGUUUAUUGAAGUCUGAUAAAAACUUCAAAAAUGCAUUCUACAAGUGUUUAAGUGGGUGUAUAACACCAAAUGAUUUUGAAGAAACUUAG
Molecule: messenger RNA, 480 nt
Organism: Spinacia oleracea (spinach)
Lineage: Eukaryota; Viridiplantae; Streptophyta; Magnoliopsida; Caryophyllales; Amaranthaceae
Product: protein FAR1-RELATED SEQUENCE 5-like
Exons: 3
Coding region: 1-480 (159 amino acids)
Source: RefSeq, a predicted model, not a curated record